AGGGAACUACCGCACAGCCCCCUCGGAUAAAAGGACAAGUCGUGAACUUGUUAACAGCCGCUUGUGGUGUUUCCCAGUGUCGUGCUGGUGAGCCGUCAGGAUGAGGCCCGGUCAGCUGAUCCUCCCCACCGCCGCCGCCACAGCUCUCCUCUUCCUCCUCGCGGGUCUGUCGGUGAGCUCGGGCUGCAACAAAGCUCUGUGUGCCAGCGACGUCAGCAAGUGCCUCAUACAGGAGCUGUGCCAGUGUCGUCCCACCGACGGGAACUGCUCCUGCUGUAAGGAGUGCAUGCUGUGUCUGGGGAACCUGUGGGAAGAAUGCUGCGACUGCGUGGGGAUGUGUAACCCCAAGAACUACAGCGACUCUCCGGCCACGUCCAAGAGCACGGUGGAGGAGCUGCACCGCCCGAUCCCCUCUCUGUUCCGCGCCCUCACCGAAGGCGACGCGCCGGUCAACAUGAUGGUCGUGUCCUUCCCCGUCGCCGAGGAGCUGUCCCACCACGAGAACCUGGUGUCCUUCCUGGAGUCGCUCGACAACCAGCCCCAGAACGUGUCCGUGCCCGGCAACAGCAUCCACGCCAGCUACGACACUCAAGAGAACAUGUGCACCGUGGUCUACUUCGACGACUGCGUGUCUAUCCGUCAGUGUAAAGUUUACUGCGAGUCGAUGGGAGGAUCCAAGUACCGCUGGUUCCACAACGCCUGCUGCCAGUGCAUCGGGCCCGAGUGCGUGGACUACGGCAGCAAGGCGGUGAAGUGCAUGAACUGUCUUUUCUGAAUCGGGCGCACACAUCGGUACCAAAUGUCUGGGUGAUGCCAGAGGACUGAGGGCAGAGGGAACUACGACGUGUGUGUGUGUGUUAGCAUUCCUCAGUUAUCUUGUAAAAAUACCCCCCUACACCCCCCUCUUCCUCCUUACCCCUUGCAAAUUGUUUUUAUUCUGCUGUUAUAUUUCACUGUAUAUUUUUAGAUACGUUUUCAAUAGUGUUUUUUUACUAGAGGUGUAUAUGAAUAAUGUAUUUUUACA
This is a messenger RNA of Limanda limanda (common dab), 1024 nucleotides long. RefSeq names its product twisted gastrulation BMP signaling modulator 1a (gene twsg1a). NCBI's taxonomy places the organism in Eukaryota, Metazoa, Chordata, Actinopteri, Pleuronectiformes, Pleuronectidae. Gene Ontology annotation, biological process: regulation of BMP signaling pathway. The transcript has 5 exons. The record is from RefSeq and is a predicted model, not a curated record. Bases 101 to 775 code for a protein of 224 amino acids.